GUGGGCGAGGGGAAUUCUAGCUGUUUGUCCAGGAUGUAGCCCCAGUGCUCAGCCCUUGACCGCAAGCAGAAUGGGUUUACUGUCCUUGUCCCAGCUUGAUGGCUCUUCAACAUGUCUGUCUCCCUCCCCCAGCUUAUUUUGUAAAGUUCUCAAGAGCCAGGACAGUGACUUCAACUCCAGAGCGUGAAGAUAGUGACCUGCUUUGCACAUCUGUCCACCUUGGGUUUUCUCCAGUAGGACCUGGCCCCAAAGGGCUUCUCCAAAGGGUUGAUCUCUGUGGGCUUUGUCUGCUACCACCCAGAAACAACCUCAGGAAACCAGAACAUUGAAGCCAGCGAUUUCUGUUUGGAAAUAGGGUCAUCUUCUGCUGCUGACCUCCAUCAAAUCCCAUCAUGCCCACAGCCCUAUGCCCCCGAGUCUUGGCUCCGAAGGAAAGUGAGGAGCCCAGGAAAAUGAGAAGUCCUCCUGGAGAGAACCCUACCCCCCAGGGGGAGCUUCCCAGCCCCGAGUCUUCCCGCCGCCUAUUCCGCCGAUUCCGCUACCAAGAGGCUGCAGGCCCCCGGGAGGCUCUGCACCGCCUCUGGGACCUGUGCCGGGGCUGGCUGCGAAUGGAGAGGCACACCAAAGAGCAGAUCCUGGAGCUCCUCGUGUUGGAGCAGUUUCUAGCCAUCCUGCCAUGGGAGAUCCAGAGCUGGGUGCGUGCCCAGGAGCCCGAGAACGGCGAGCAGGCUGUGGCUGCAGUGGAGGCACUGGAACGGGAGCCAGGGAGGCCCUGGCAGUGGCUGAAGCACUGUGAAGACCCUGUGGUGAUCGAUGAUGGGGAUGGCCCCCCGGACCAAGAGCAGGAGCGUUUGCCAGUGGAACCCCAGAGUGACCUCACAAAGAGCCAGGACGCUCAGCCCGCAGCCUUGGCACAGGGCCUGGGGUUCCUAAGUAGACCACCAGGACAGCUCUGCGAAGAUCCAGAUACCGUCUUUGCCUGGAGCUCUGGAGUACACAAACUUACAGUUCCUCAGGACGUUGUCCUUCAAGAGGAAAGCAUGAGAGAUGCCCAGCAGGUGACCACCUGCCACCUGCCCCCGAACCGGGUUUCUCCAUUUAAGGACAUGAUCCUAUGUUUCUCUGAAGAGGACUGGUCCCUUCUAGACCCUGCCCAGACUGGUUACUAUGGCGAGUUCAUCAUUGGAGAGGACUACGAGGUCUCAGUGUCUCCAAAUGAAGCACCAGCCCAGCCAGAUCUUUCCCAGGGAGAGGAGAGCGAGCCACGGGUUCCAGAGUUUCAGGACCUCCAGGGCAAAGAAGGGCCUCAGGUCCCCCACUUGGACUUUCCUAGUCUUCAGCCAUUCCAGGUGGAGGAAAGAAGGAGGUGGGAGGAGCUACAGGUGCCAGGUCUGCAGGCCUGCCCACAGGUGAUGCUCCCACAAAGCAACUGUCCAGCCGGAGGUGACUCGCCGCCCCUAAAGAAUGGCCUCGACCAGGAAGUGACCAUUGAGAUCGUCCUGUCCAGCUCUGGGGAAGAGGACUCCCAGCACGGCCCGUACUGCAGGGAAGAGCGAAGGAGCAGCCCGGAGAAGCAGCUGAGCAGCGCCGAGGUCCGGGGCGAGGGGCAGGCCUCCCAGAAAUCCUACGUGUGUCCAAACUGCGGGAAGAUCUUCCGCUGGAGGGUCAACUUCAUCCGGCACCUGCGGAGUCGUAGGGAGCAGAAGCCGCACGAGUGCUCAGUGUGCGGGGAGCUGUUCAGUGACAGCGAGGACCUGGACGGGCAUCUGGAGACCCAUGAGACCCCGAAGCCCUACAGGUGUGGCGUCUGUGGGAAGAGCUUCCGCCUCAACGCACACCUGCUCUCGCACAGGCGGAUACACGUGCAGCCAGACAGACUCAAGCCGGUGCCGAAGAGAGAGGAGCGGGAGUCAGAGAGCGAGGGCCGGGGUCCAGAGCCCCUGCUGGAAAAGAGCAAGGCCAAGCCCAGCACACAGUGCCGUGACUGUGGGAAGGGCUUCCAGCGGCAGGACCAGCUGCUCAGGCACCGCAGCACCUUCCACCUGAAGGACGAGGGGCGUCCCUUCCGCUGCCGGUACUGUGUGAAAAGCUUCGUGCACAAUUGCGACCUCCUCCGCCACGAGCGCCUGCACAUGAAGCGGCGCUCCAAGCAGGCCCUCAACUCCUACUGAGCCCUCCCGGCGCAGCCACACGCACUGUGCCCCUGCCCAGGACAGAGACAGCGGCUCUUCCUGCCCUUUGCUCUCAGGUAGUGUCCAACUUCUGGUGCCAUGGGAGCCCCCUUCCUCCUCCCCAGAUAAGGAGAGUGGCUUGCCCAGCCUUCCUUCCCAUUCUGCUGUGCCAAAAACCAGGGAAGGCAUGUCACCACCAGCUUCAGCAUGCUUCAUAUGCGUGUCGUAACGGACACCCCCCCCCCAC
This is a messenger RNA of Dipodomys ordii (Ord's kangaroo rat), 2418 nucleotides long. RefSeq names its product zinc finger protein 496 (gene Znf496). The record is from RefSeq and is a predicted model, not a curated record. The transcript has 9 exons. Gene Ontology annotation, biological process: regulation of DNA-templated transcription. Bases 393 to 2171 code for a protein of 592 amino acids. Lineage: Eukaryota; Metazoa; Chordata; Mammalia; Rodentia; Heteromyidae.